AGAUAAGGUAGAACUUGAUUGACGGCCUUUCAAAAAUCCAAGUUAAAAUUAUAGUUCACAAGCUGUUACUUCAAUUUCAAUAUACAGGUAACUUAGGCCCAGGAAGGUGUUAUUGAUACUUCCUGAAUGGAUCGCCUCACGCCUCCCAACAAUGUGACUGAAUUUAUUCUCUUGGGACUCACACAGAAUCCACACUUGCAGAAAGUUCUCUUCAUUGUCUUUUUGUUCAUUUUCCUAUUUACCGUGCUGGCCAAUCUGCUCAUUGUCAUUACCGUCUCCCUCAGCCCCACACUUUUGGCUCCCAUGUACUUCUUUCUCACAUACUUGUCUUUCAUAGAUGCCUCUUACACUUCUGUCACCACCCCCAAAAUGAUCAUCGACCUGCUGUACCAGAGGAGAACCAUCUCCUGGGGUAGCUGCCUAACUCAGCUCUUUGUGGAGCACUUCCUGGGAGGGUCAGAGAUCCUCCUCCUCAUUGUCAUGGCCUACGAUCACUAUGUGGCCAUCUGCAAACCCCUGCACUACCUGACCAUCAUGCGACAGGGACUCUGCCGCCUCCUGGUGAUGGUAGCCUGGAUUGGGGGGCUACUGCAUGCCACUGUACAGACUCUUUUCAUAGUCAACUUGCCCUUCUGUGGUCCCAAUGUUAUUGACCACUUCGUGUGUGAUCUCUUCCCACUGCUGAAACUUGCCUGCAGCGACACCUAUAGGCUCGGAAUGGUAGUGGCGGCCAACAGUGGGACCAUGUGUUUGCUCAUUUUUCCCGUGCUGCUCAUCUCCUACAUAGUCAUUCUGAGCUCCCUGAAAUCCCACGGCACUGAAGGACGGCGCAAAGCCCUCUCUACAUGUGGCUCCCACUUUACUGUAGUUGUACUCUUUUUUGUGCCUUGCAUAUUCACCUACAUGCGUCCUGUGGUCACCUACCCUGUGGACAAGUUGGUGACUGUGUUCUUUGCAAUCCUCACUCCAAUGUUUAAUCCUAUCAUUUACACAGUGAGAAACACAGAGGUGAAAAAUGCCAUGAGGAAAAUUUACCAGCAGAAGUCUUAA
Molecule: messenger RNA, 1050 nt
Organism: Rhinolophus ferrumequinum (greater horseshoe bat)
Lineage: Eukaryota; Metazoa; Chordata; Mammalia; Chiroptera; Rhinolophidae
Product: olfactory receptor 140-like
Exons: 3
Coding region: 127-1050 (307 amino acids)
Biological process (GO): G protein-coupled receptor signaling pathway
Cellular component (GO): membrane
Molecular function (GO): G protein-coupled receptor activity; olfactory receptor activity
Source: RefSeq, a predicted model, not a curated record